AGCUCGCUCACUCCCUAUGUUCAUCAUGCCUCUCCUCCUCAUAGCUUUCACCUCACUCUUCUUCUACCUGAGCGCCCCUCCAAGUUUCGCCGCCGCGACGGCCACCAUCUUACCCGGCCAAGCACUUGCCGUCGGCGACAAGCUCGUCUCCGAAAACGGCAGGUACGCGCUCGGCUUCUUUGACACAAGCAGCACCAAAUCCCCCCAGAGCACCAGUAGCUGGCACCUAGGCAUAUGGUUCAACACAGUCCCCAAAUUUGCUUCCGCUUGGGCUGCGAACAGAGAGAAGCCAAUCAAAAACACCACCUCGCUGCAACUCACAAUCUCCACCGAUGGCAACCUCGUCAUCCAAAACCGCUCCACCAAGUCCAUAUUCUGGUCCACCCAAGCAGACGUGAAAAGAAACGGCACCAUUGCCAUGCUCUUGAGCAAUGGAAACCUCAUCCUAAGGAACUCCUCAAACUCGUCGCACAUCUUGUGGCAAAGCUUUGACGACCCCACGGAUACACUUUUACCCGGGGCGAAGCUUGGAUUCGACAGGCUAACCGGCCUGGAUCGUGGUCUGGUUUCAUGGAAAAACAGGGUCAGCCCGGCUAGUGGUGCGUACUGCAACGGGUUAGACCCCAGCGGUGCAGACCAGUUCUUGCUUACACGGCUCGACUCCUCCAUGUCAUAUUGGUCAAGCGGUGUGUGGAACGGGAACUCCUUUGUGUCGUAUCCUGGGAAUAAUACCCCAAACCAGGCUUCUUACAAUUUGACUUUUGUUGACAAUGAACGAGAGAAGUAUGUCGUUGAGAGCUUAGCCGACGAGAAUGCGGUUUUUCGGCAUGUAAUUGAUGCCUCUGGUCAGGCCAAGGGGUACGUUUGGGGAAAAAAAUUCUAUGAAACCAGGUCUCACGGAUUAGCAGGUGAGACCCAUCCUGAUGGAUGACACGUGGCAUUCGCAAAUCACAAAGCAUCCACCCCAAGAUUCGAUACUGACCUACAACCAACCAAAAGCUCAGUGUGAUGUCUACGCGGUUUGUGGACCUUUCACAAUCUGCAACGAUGACGACCUUCCAAACUGCAUCUGCAUGGAUGGCUUCACCAUAACAUCUCCUCUGGAUUGGGAGCUAGAAGAUCGAACCGCUGGGUGCUUGAGAAAAACUCCAUU
Molecule: messenger RNA, 1153 nt
Organism: Triticum aestivum (bread wheat)
Lineage: Eukaryota; Viridiplantae; Streptophyta; Magnoliopsida; Poales; Poaceae
Product: S-locus-specific glycoprotein S13-like
Exons: 1
Coding region: 17-931 (304 amino acids)
Source: RefSeq, a predicted model, not a curated record